GGUCGCUGUUUCUUUAAGGCUGGUUCCGCGCGGAUCUCGCGAGAACCAGUUGGCGCCGUGACCUCCAUGUGAGAGCAGCAGCUCUUCAUAAACAGUCUUGGUGGGUCCGCUAUGGCUCCUUCCUAUUUUUAAAGCCGUGGCGGCACUGGCAUUGUCAGUCUCUCCGCCUGCUCUUCACCCCCGCCUCUUCCCAGUUCCGGCUGUUUCGCUCCCCGUUCCCCUCCCCCCGCUCCGCCUCUUCCCCCAUCCCCGCCCUCUCGGGGUGUGCGCGCGCGGGGUCCCGCCGGCCGCCACCGCCGAGUGCCCGGGGCGCUCCGCGCACGCUCUCGCUCGCGCUCUCCCUCUUGCGCUCGAGGACCCCCGGGGUUGGGGAGGCAGGCGGUGGGGGUGUGAGAGCCUCGGCCGUAAGGAGGGGGAGACAAAGAGGGGAGGCAUCAGCGCCCGGAGGUUCCCCGCUCCGCGCCUCCUUCCUCCCGGCCGCUCCCCCCACCCCCUCCUCGGGUCAGAAUGUGGAUCCAGGUCCGCACCAUAGACGGCACUGAGACGCGGACCAUCGACGACCUGUCGCGUCUCACUAAAAUCGAGACAUUACGGGAAAAGAUCCGGGAGCUGUUCAAGGUGGCCCCGGACCGCCAGCGCCUCUUCUACCGGGGCAAGCAGUUGGAAGAUGGACAUACUUUAUUUGAUUAUAAUGUUGGAUUGAAUGAUAUAGUCCAGCUGCUGAUACGUUCAGAGCCUGAUGGCCCUACUACUUCAAUACAGAUUAAAGGUGGUGAGGUAAAAUCCCGUUCUAAUGGUGGAUGCAAAAGUAAAGUUAAGAAAACAGCAAGCAGUGGAUCUUCCAAUCAGCCUUCUACAUCAGCUCGUUCAUCUCUUAUUGACCCAGGAAUUGGGAUAUAUAAGAUAAAUGAACUGGUGGAUGCUCGAGAUGACACCCUUGGCGCUUGGUUUGAAGCUCAUAUAAAGAGUGUGUCCUCUGCAACAAAACAACAUAAAAGUGGCAAAGCUAAAGCAAAGAGUGGUUGUCAUAAAAGGACUAAUGGAAAUUUAAAUCACGAUCACUCCAGAGGCAACACCAAUAAGUUGGACAGUGCACCUUCCACAUCUCCUUCUAAUUCUAUGAACAGUGAAGAUAUUAUUUAUCAUAUCGAGUAUGAUGAAUAUCCAGAAAAUGGUAUUAUAGAAAUGCGUUCCAAAAAUCUUCGACCACGAGCAAGAAAAACUCUUAAGUGGAAUGAACUAAAAGUAGGUGAUUUGGUGAUGGUUAACUACAAUGUAGACACUCCUGAAGAACGAGGAUUCUGGUAUGAUGCAGAGAUUACCACAUUGAAGGAAAUCUCAAGGACUAACAAAGAAGUUCAUGCAAAAAUUAUGCUAGGUGGACCAGAAGAUGCAAUAAAUGAUUGCAAGAUACUGUUUAUAGAUGAAGUAUACAAGAUUGAAAAAGCUGGAGCUCAUCCACUUUCAUUUGCAGAUGGACCAUAUACAAGAAAGAGUGGCCCUGAAUGUAAACACUGUAAUGCAGACCCAGAUAAAGAAUGCCGCUUUUGCUCCUGUUGUUUAUGUGGAGGCAAACAAGAUGCACAUAUGCAGCUUCUCUGUGAUGAAUGUAAUAUGGCCUUUCAUAUCUAUUGUCUGAAUCCUCCUCUGAGCAAGAUUCCAGAAGAUGAAGACUGGUAUUGUCCUUCCUGUAAAAUUGAUUCAAGUGAAGUUGUAAAAGCUGGUGAAAAACUCAAACAGAGCAAAAAGAAAGCAAAGAUGCCAUCUGCUAGUACUGAAAGCCAUAGAGACUGGGGGAAGGGAAUGGCCUGUGUUGGUCGAACUACCCAGUGUACACUGGUUCCUUCUAACCACUAUGGACCUAUACCGGGUGUUCCUGUUGGAACUACAUGGAAAUUUAGAGUUCAGGUGAGCGAGGCAGGUGUCCACAGACCCCAUGUUGGUGGAAUUCAUGGCCGAAGCAAUGAUGGGGCAUACUCACUUGUGCUGGCAGGAGGAUUUGAGGAUGAAGUAGACCGAGGCGAUGAAUUCACUUAUACUGGAAGUGGUGGUAGAGAUCUUUCUGGUAAUAAAAGGAUUGGAGAACAUUCAUUUGAUCAAACAUUAACAAAUAUGAACAGGGCAUUAGCCCUAAACUGUGAUGCUCCAUUGGAUAAUAAAAAUGGAGGCGAAUCAAAGAAUUGGAGAGCCGGUAAGCCAGUUCGAGUGAUACGUAGUGCAAAAGGACGGAGGAUCAGCAAAUAUGCUCCUGAGGAAGGCAACAGAUAUGAUGGAAUUUACAAGGUGGUGAAAUACUGGCCAGAAAUUGGAAAAUGUGGAUUCUUGGUUUGGCGCUAUCUUCUACGAAGGGAUGAUGUUGAACCUGCACCUUGGACUGCAGAAGGAAUAGAACGGUCAAAGAAUCUACGCCUAAGUGUUCAGUAUCCACCAGGCUAUGAAGAAGCCAUGGCAAGUAAAGAAAAGAAAGAUAACAUCAAAAAACCACCUGUGAAGAAGGGGCCAAGCAAACGAAAUAGUGAAAAACAGAAAAGGUCAAUUGAUGGUCAAGGUGAGUCUGGGAGUGCCUCUAAAAUCAGAAGAAUGACAGAUGGAGAGAAAGGCGAGGCUUUCCAGCUGACCACACAACAGCAGAAUCUGAUCAGACAAGACUGUCCAAACCAGAAGCUAUGGGAUGAAGUACUUGCAUCUCUGAAGGAAGGACCAAAUUUUCUGAAAAUACUGGAACAGUCCUUUAUGUGUGUCUGCUGCCAGGAGUUGGUCUACCAGCCAGUGACAACAGAGUGCCUCCACAAUGUCUGUAAAAGUUGCUUACAGCGCUCCUUUCGAGCUGAAGUUUUCACCUGUCCUGCUUGUCGUCAUGACCUUGGAAGAGACUAUACUAUGGUUCCCAACAAGAUCCUGCAGACAUUACUUGACCAGUUCUUCCCUGGCUAUAGCAAAGGACGAUGACAUGUCCACCUUCUGCCCCUCCUGUGGCUUUAAAGACAAUAAAGGAGAAUUCUAUCACUGGGGAAAAAAGAUAACUUUGGACCAAUAAACUUAAUGGGACUCAGCAGAUUUUCACAUUCUGAAGCCGCUAACCCUCUUACCCACAUUGCCACCAUCUUUUUUUUAUGUAGUAAGAAAUCCAUUUAUCAAUUGUCUAUCAACACCAAAAGGUAGGGCCCAGUUGUUACUUAUUCACAACUAGUAUUAAACAGAAUGAAAAUGGAGGCCUCAACCCUAACUGGUCAGUUUAGUUAAUGCACAACUUAUGAUUUGUUUUAUUUUGCAACUACCUCAGGACAGAGGAAAGGGAUUUGGGGAAUUUGUUUAAACAACUAAUUGGUCAACCAAAAUUUUAGCUACCUACUGCUGCCUCCUGGAUAUUAGUUUUGCGUGGUCCAUGUAAUUUAAUUAAGCAGAAAAAAAAAUUAGCAGCACUUAAGGCAGUUCAGUUGGAUGAACAGAUUAUAUGGUGUGCAUAAUCCUUUUUUUAAAUCAUCUUUUCUUCCAUUAUGAUGUUUUUUAAUUUUUGUUUUGCAAGAGCAGGCUGAUUUUUGUCUCUUUUCGUGAGCUUUGUGCUUUUUUCUUGUAUCUUAUGCAAGUUGACUACUAAUGACUAAUGAAAACAAUAUGGAUGCAUUGUUGCUACAUUAGUGUAAUGUGAUCUGUGUUUUUUGCACUUAAAAGAGGUAUCCAAAACACUCUCAUUGUGUAAAAACAGUUUCAUUGAACAAGCCACUUUUGUGUUAGCUAAAAAUGUAUGCUUUCAAUAGGUCUUGUUAUCAGUGGCAAUACAUCUAGAGCGCAUUACAGUACUAGCUUGGAGAGGGUUGAAAUUGCUUCAUAUUGUGAUCUUAAAUUUUAUAUACAGUAUAUUCCUCCAAAGUAUACCUUAUUAAAUAUUUUAUGAUUCAAAAAAA
Molecule: messenger RNA, 3905 nt
Organism: Monodelphis domestica (gray short-tailed opossum)
Lineage: Eukaryota; Metazoa; Chordata; Mammalia; Didelphimorphia; Didelphidae
Gene: UHRF2
Product: ubiquitin like with PHD and ring finger domains 2
Biological process (GO): protein ubiquitination; negative regulation of gene expression via chromosomal CpG island methylation
Molecular function (GO): ubiquitin protein ligase activity; protein binding
Source: RefSeq, a predicted model, not a curated record